This is a messenger RNA of Aphis gossypii (cotton aphid), 3542 nucleotides long. RefSeq names its product regulator of G-protein signaling 12-like. The coding region runs from base 988 to 1962 and encodes 324 amino acids. The record is from RefSeq and is a predicted model, not a curated record. Gene Ontology annotation, biological process: regulation of G protein-coupled receptor signaling pathway. Lineage: Eukaryota; Metazoa; Arthropoda; Insecta; Hemiptera; Aphididae. The transcript has 6 exons.
AGUGAGUUCCGAUUAAUGUGAUCACUGGUUGAUAGAAUCAACCUUUUAUUAGAAUCAAAAAUGAAAAUUUCAAACCAAAUCGUAUAAUAUGUAGUUUACAUAAUGUCGUAAAUGUUUUAUAGAAUCAACCAGUCGAUAGAAUCAAAAUGACCUGUACCAAAGUGAUCACGGCGGAACUCACAGUUACACGAUGAUGAAAAUAAUAAAUUUAAAUUCCAUAAAAUAGAAUUUUCCAACUUCUUAAGUACUUAGGUUUAUAAAUUAAAUACAUAAAGAUAAACAAACUGUUAGCAUUACCUUGGGCGACACUAGUACGUUCGUCUUUAUAUCGCUUGUCCAGACUCGGCGGCAUUUAGUAGCUUCGUUGUUUACGUUGUGACCGUGUGGCGGCGCGUGUGGCCGCUGUGGUUUUUUUGUUAUGAUUCCGCCGUUAUCAAUUAUCAUUGCUUUAGAAGCGUUUGAACGUUGUAAGUAGUUGAUGUUAUUUUAUUCUUGAUUUAAUUAUACAAAGUUGUAUCAUAACCACUGACAACAAUUUACGUACAAUUUUACACUUUUUCUCAGCAUGUCCAAUUUUUAAACAUAUAAUAUAUGGUAGGUACCUAUAUGAAUAAGAACAAAUGAAAUAAAAAUCGUUUUUCAUGUUUUGUUUUGCUCGUUGAUUUAUAAAACCGAAUUUAAUAAUAACAAUUAACAGCAAGUUGUAUUUAUUUUUAAAAUAAUAUUAAGUUGUUAAAUUUAAUAAUAUCAUGGUACCUACACUAUUAUAUUUCCAAUAUUUUGUAUGAUAUGAUUGUUUUUGAAUGUUGGGUCACAAAUGUGAGGAUAUUACGAUUAUUCACGAACACUGGAACGAUUGAACCUAUCGAAUUUUGAACGAGAAGUAUUGAUCUUACAAUAAAGUUUUUUAUUACUUGGCAGUUAUAAAAAAAAUUAGAUAUUGAAGGUCAUUUCUAGUCACAAGUUGGAGCUGAUUUGAACUUAAGAAUGAAUUCCACUGCUGAAACUGAUGUUAAGCAAUGGGCUGUAUCAUUGGAACUUUUAAUGGAUGAUGCAAUCGGUCUUCAAGAGUUUACGAAAUAUCUUCAAAAAGAAUAUUCUCUUGAAAACAUACAAUUUUGGUUGGCAGUUAAAGAUUUUAAAGAGAAAAAAGAGUUAGAAAUUCUACAAGUAUCAAAACAAAUAUACGAUGAAUUUCUGUCUCCUGGUGCUCCGUGUGAAAUUAACAUAGAUGGUAAAACAAAACAAAAAAUACUUGAAAACAUGAAAUCUCCAUCAAGAUUUAUGUUUGAUGAUGCCGCAGAACAUGUUUACACAUUACUUUUAAAAAAAGAUAGCUAUCCUAGAUUCAUUCGUUCAGAACAUUACAAAGACUUGCUUGUUAAUGGAGUUCAACCUUUAAAUAAACAGAGUGAUAGAUCACCAAAUGGGAUUACCAAAGAACGCGUGGUGGACGAAAUGUGUGAAUUCUUGAAGGUGCCCAAGCGUGGUAAACGGGAGCGUCAUCGUCAAUCCACAUCAUCUACCCAGACGUACCACUCGUCGUACGAAUCAUCUAGUUCAGACGAUGACAGUCGUUCUCAUUCGGUGACUGGACGACUGAGGCGUAGCUGCUGUCUAGGUGACAAGUGGUACCGUGGGUCUUCGGCUUCACGCCCGCCAUCAUCACCACAAAAUACCGGAGGGUCAAAGAAGUUGGAGGAAAAGAAUCAUUUAUCAUCAUCGUGGUCAUCUCUGGAUACAACUGUUAAGCCCAACAGUACGAAGCUUUCGAAAGUAUUGUCAUUGACAAAGAAAUGCGUGACGCCGAUGGUUAAGGUGAUGGGUGUAAGUGAUAACGUGGCACAAGAAUCUCAAAGUGUUGAGGAUAAUAAAGACAUAAAAUACAGUAGUAAUAUCACAGUUAGUGGUCCAAGCAACUGUUCUGUAGUGGUGGAGCUGAAUGUGGUGGCCAAGAAAUGAUCCCUGAACCUUACUUUUCUUCUAAAAACUAACGGCUAAAUAGUAUUUUCUCGUGCUUUUCUAUAGUUACACUUCUUCUAAUUUUUGGUAGACAAAUUGUUGAUAGACAGUAUGUUUUAUUUAUAGGUGAUAGUCGGAGUCAUCCCUUUAUAUAGGUAUCGAUAAGUAUCAUUAAGUGUUUUUUCUUACUUAUUCCUUAUUAGGCAAGUCUUAUUCCCAUACCGAGAAAUGCAAUGAUAAUUCUGUUAUUCGCAUUGUACUUGACCGUACUCGACAUUAAGUACUUAAUAUAUAUUUUUAAUUUUAGAUUGUUCCUGGUUUGUAUCUUUAUUCUUGUUUUAAAAAGACGUCAUAUCCUCAUGUAUUGUUUCCGUCUUACUUUUGUACAAUAUAGCAAAUUUGAGUUAAUAUUAGCUUUACCUAAUAUUAAUACUAAUAUCAAUUAACCGAUUAUCAAACUUAAAGAUAAGAUUAUAGGGAAUCAUGUAGGCUUUUUUCGUUUUCUUACAUUUAAGUUUGUUGUAGAUAAAUUAAUUCUAAUAUUAAAGCUAACAGUAUAAAUAAUUUCUACUGAACAUAAAUUUGUUACGAUGUUUGUUAGUAAGACGGAAAAAGCAUUUGAGGAUACGAGAUCCUUUUAACAUCAUGUUCUUUAAAUGUUAGUACUUUAUUUAAUGUUAUUCUGAAAUAUAAUAGGUUAGAUUAGGAUCGUAUGCUACCAACCCAUUUUAUUCUCUUCCUUUCAUCUCUGUUUUUGAAGUGAAAAUAGCACGUUUGUGUCUUGUUUGAGUUUGAUUUUAGGUAGUUAUUAGUAUAAUAUUUGUUCAUAGAUUCUAGUGGUCACUCUUAUUCUUAUAUUUAGUCAAAAAUAAAUCUUAAGAUGCAAUUGUCUGGUCAUCUAAACAUACUAGGAAGAUUUUUUCCUGUUUCUACAGUUUUAUUCUUCUAACUAUGUUUAGUUUCGAUGAUAUAUGUAUAUUAGGCAUGUAUGAUCGUAAUUUAAGUUGUGUAUAUUUAAACUUUUAGUCCAUAUUUUAUACAUUUAAUUAAUUAUUUGGUCGUGGUAAAAAUUGUGAGCAACCAUUUUCGUGUUAGAUUUUCAUACAUGAUACGCUUUUAAGUUGUAAUAUUUUAAUUAAUAAAAUAAUAUAAAAUAUAAAUUUUUAUUGUCUGUGAAGUUGGACAGUCGACAACAUUAGUAUAAUAUUCUAAUCUAAAAAUCUAAGAAAAAAAAAUUAUACUACCAAAAUACGUUGUAUGAUUACUAAAACUUUUAUUUUAUUUUUGUUUUUUAUAAAACAAAAAUAUAAAGGACCGAUCUUUUUGUCUUUUAUAUGAAUAAAAUAUAUGAUACUACAGUAAUAUGCUCAAACAAAUGAUUAAACUGUGCUCAACAAAAUUUAUUUAACCAUCUCUGAGUUAAGAAACAUUUAUCCAAAAGAUUAAUAAAAAUUUCAGAAACAUUCGUUUUUAAGUUAUUACAAACUUUAAUUUAAGGUUAUAUUAUGUUUUAUAUGUUAUAUUUCUUCAAUCUUAAUUUUUAAUACAUAUUACCUCUCUAUUCUUAAAUUUUUUAAUAC